Molecule: messenger RNA, 4855 nt
Organism: Cyclopterus lumpus (lumpfish)
Lineage: Eukaryota; Metazoa; Chordata; Actinopteri; Perciformes; Cyclopteridae
Product: adenylate cyclase type 1-like
Exons: 20
Coding region: 1-3495 (1164 amino acids)
Biological process (GO): intracellular signal transduction; cAMP biosynthetic process; adenylate cyclase-activating G protein-coupled receptor signaling pathway
Cellular component (GO): plasma membrane
Molecular function (GO): adenylate cyclase activity
Source: RefSeq, a predicted model, not a curated record
AUGAAUGGCACUGACAUGGAGGAAAUACCGUUUCAGAAAGUCAAAACCAGGCGGAAGAGAAGUCACUGUCCGACGGGCAUCCCCCUGACCACCAUCGCGUGCGAGGACGAGUUCGACUGCAAGGAGCUCGAGUCCCUCUUCCAGAACUACAACCUGAAACUGGAGCAGACGUCCACCCUCAAAGCCCUGGCCGUGCUCAUCUUCAUGUCCUCGACGCUGGCCGUGGUGGAGUUGCUGUCCGGCCCCAGCCUCACCAUCUCCAAGGGGUCCCAUCCGGUCCACUGUGUCGUCUUCGUCUCCCUGUUCAUCGUGACGAACGUCAAGUACCUGCAGGUGACUCAGCUCCAGCAGAUCGUGAACCUGGCGCUGCUCUUCGGCUUCACCUUCUCCUUCCUCUGCUGCCCCUUCUCGCUGGGCGCCAUGGGCAUGGAUCCGCCGACGUCCCCGGAGCAGGGCGUGUGGCAGCUCAUCCUGGUCACCUUCGUGGCGUACGCGCUCCUACCUGUGCGGACGCUCUUGGCGGUCGUGUUUGGAAUAAUGGUCUCCAUCUCACAUUUGAUUGUGACCGCCACUUCAGUCACGGCGAAGACGCAGAGACUGUGGAGAACGUUGGUUGCCAACACGGUGCUGUUCACCAGUGUCAACCUGUCAGGGCUGUUUGUGCGCAUCCUGACGGAGCGAGCCCAGAGGAAGGCCUUCCUGCAGGCUCGCAACUGCAUCGAAGAGAGACUCCGCAUGGAGGACGAGAACGAGAAACAGGAGCGCCUGCUAAUGAGUCUGUUGCCCAGGAACGUAGCUAUGGAGAUGAAAGAGGAUUUCCUGAAGCCCCCAGAAAGGAUCUUUCAUAAAAUCUACAUCCAGCGCCACGACAAUGUCAGCAUCCUGUUUGCAGACAUAGUGGGUUUCACCAGUCUGGCCUCCCAGUGCACGGCCCAGGAACUGGUGAAACUGCUCAAUGAGCUGUUUGGAAAGUUUGAUGAGCUCGCAACGGAGAACCACUGUCGGAGGAUUAAGAUCCUGGGGGAUUGUUACUACUGUGUGUCCGGACUGACCCAACCCAAGACUGACCACGCCCACUGCUGUGUAGAGAUGGGUCUGGACAUGAUUGACACCAUAACGUCGGUAGCAGAGGCCACAGAAGUCAACCUCAACAUGCGCGUGGGCUUACACACGGGUCGCGUGCUGUGUGGAGUGCUGGGCCUCAGGAAAUGGCAAUAUGAUGUGUGGUCCAAUGAUGUGACCCUAGCCAAUGUAAUGGAGGCUGGAGGACUACCUGGGAAAGUCCACAUCACCAAAGCUACGCUGGAGUGCCUAAACGGAGAUUAUGAGGUGGAGCCUGGAAACGGUCACGAAAGGAACGCCUUCCUCCAAAAACAUGAAAUUGAAACCUUCUUUAUAGUGCCAUCUCACCGACGGAAGAUAUUCCCAGGAUUGAUUCUUUCGGAUAUAAAGCCCGCCAAAAAGAUGAAGUUCAAAACUGUGUGCUACUUACUAGUGCAGCUUAUGCACUGCAGGAAGAUGUUCAAGGCUGAGAUUCCCUUCUCCAAUGUCAUGAACUGCGAGGACGGUGAUAAGCGGAGGGCCAUGCGGACGGCUCCGCAGAAGCUGAGGAACCGCACCAACGCCAACCAGGCUAAUGUGAUCCAGAGCAGCCCCAGAACCCGGGUCAACCGCUACAUCGGCCGCCUGAUUGAGGCCCGCCAGACCGAGUCGGACACGGCGGACCUCAACUUCCUCACGCUCAUGUACAAGUGCUCGGAGCGCGAGCAGAGGUACCACCAGCUUCCCGAUGAGCACUUCAUCAGCGCCGUGGUCCUCUCUCUGAUCCUCGCCGCCUUGUUUGGCCUCGUCUAUCUUCUCAUCAUACCGCAGGGCACAGUGGUACUUGUCCUUCUCGUCUUCUGCAUCUGUUUCCUAGUCGCUUGUAUCAUGUACCUGCAUAUCACUAGAGUACAGUGUUUCCCAGGGUGCCUGACCAUUCAGAUCCGCACUGCUCUCUGUAUUCUCAUAGUGCUCUUAAUCUACGCUGUGGCCCAGGCCUGUGUGGUGGGCUGCAUGCCCUGGGUGUGGGGUCGUGCCAACGCCAACAGCUCCAUCAUCAUCAUCGAUGUGGACAGCGGCGCCAACCACACCAUGGCGGAGCUGCCUUGUGACGGCGCCCGCUACGCCUACCUGUGCUGUGUGGUGGGCACACUCACCCUCGCACUGUUCCUGCGGGUCUCCUGGCUGCCAAAGAUGGUGCUGAUGGUGCUUCUGGGGGUGCUGUAUGUCACCGUGUUGGAGCUCAGCGGCUUCCGCAAGAGUGAAGGUGGGGGGUCCUUCCACAUCCGGGGCUAUGAGCCCAUCCUGUCUCUGUUGCUCUUUGUCAGCGCCCUCGCCCUCCACUCCAGGCAACUUGACCUCAAACUACGCUUGGACUUCCUUUGGGCUGUGCAGGCGGAGGAGGAUCGAGACGGCAUGGAGAAAGUCAAGCUGGACAACAGGAGGAUUCUCUUCAAUCUCCUGCCCGCACACGUGGCUCAGCACUUCCUGUUGUCGAACCCCAGGAACAUGGUGAGCCUCGCUAAUAGACAAACAGACAAACAGGACCUCUACUAUCAGUCCUACGCGCAGGUCGGUGUCCUGUUUGCGUCAAUCCCGAACUUCAAUGAUUUCUACAUCGAGCUGGACGGCAACAACAUGGGAGUGGAGUGCCUGAGACUCCUGAAUGAGAUCAUCGCGGACUUUGACGAGCUCAUGGAUAAAGAGUGCUACAAAGACAUAGAGAAAAUCAAAACCAUCGGCAGUACAUACAUGGCAGCUGUGGGCCUCGUGCCCACCAUUGGUACCAAGGCCAAGAAGUCUGUGUACGACCAUCUGAGCACCAUAGCAGACUACGCCAUCGAGAUGUUUGACGUCUUGGAUGAAAUCAACUACCAGUCGUACAACGAGUUUGUGUUGAGAGUGGGUAUUAAUGUGGGUCCGGUGGUUGCGGGGGUGAUUGGGGCGCGGCGACCCCAGUACGACAUCUGGGGGAACACGGUCAACGUGGCCAGCAGGAUGGACAGCACUGGAGUACCAGGAAAGAUACAGGUGACCGAAGACGUCUAUCGCCUGCUGAACAGCAACUACGACCUGGUGUGCCGCGGCAAAGUCAGCGUCAAGGGCAAAGGUGAGAUGCUGACCUACUUCCUGGAGGGCAAGGUUCAGUGCGUGGGCACCGUGACCACCUCUUCGGUCGUGCGCUCCGCCAGCCUGGCGCGCCGGAUCCACUCGUGCGGCAAGACCAGCGUCCCGACCAACCUGGGCAGCGUCUCGUCCGCCGCCAGCCUGAACGCCUUCGCCAGCAUGGGCAGCAACAUCCACGUGAACGCCGGCAACAGCAGCAACAGCCAAGCGGCGACGUGCCUGCCCUCCACCUGCGUGCCCGCCGUGGGCGAGGAGGACGAGGAGGACGUGGACGCGACGCAGAUCCAGAUCGAAGCCGCGGCAGCUGUCGUAGAUGUUGCGAUGUAGGAAGAAAGACUAAAACUUCACUGCGAAGAAAGGGAAGGAGAAAGCCUGGUGGGAGGCCUAGAGAAGACAGGGCUGUCCAGGUGUUUCCCACAAAUCCUGAGCUACUGGCACAGCCCAGAAUAUGCUCAUUCAGGGUGUGAACUUCGGGAGAAAUGACACGGUGAUACGGGACAAUCAUACUCACUCGGAGGGAUCUUUUUUUUAAACUUCUUGCCACUCUUGGGAGACGAGAAUGCCAAGAAUCUCAAAUCCUGUCUUUAACAUCUCUAACGCCGGAUGGUUAGAUUCGUGGCGUUCCCGGGUUCCCCUCAGAUCCAGGUAUAAUGCGCAUCUUUGUGUUUUUUCUAUGUCGUGCAUAAUCCGUGUACAGGGAAUAUGUGCGUUGAUAUCCAGACAAAGACUGAUCACGCUGUUGCUUUUGCACUGUCUUUCUGAUUAUGCCAAGGAUACAUUGCAUUUAUUUACGACGUAACAACAAAGCGGUAUCGUUUCUUUUUUGGUGUGCGUAAGCAUGCACGUGUGUGUACUUGUGAGUGUGCGUGUGCAUGUGUGGUUAACUCUGAAUUGUAAACGAAACAGCACAAAAUACUUCUUUAUUUUAUACUCAGAGCUCCCUGGAUGAAAUAGUUUUAUUUUCUUUUUAGACAUAUUUACAGUGGAUAGUGCAUGACUUUUGUAAGAGUUGACACGUAACGGCACUCCUGUUGAAAGAAAACCAAAGUAUUGAGCUUUCCAUAGACCUUUUUAGUUUCACUGCUCAUAUUGCCUCAACAUAAUGGAACAACACACCAGAGAGAAGGUUGAACAUGUUUUGCAUUUGGGGCUCUCUCAGACGUCAUUUGUGGGGUGCAGACAUACAGUAUAUGUAGAUAUCCAGGAAGGCAUUCAUACACACAGAAGAGAGCACGACCUAGCCUAAACCUGGCAUUAGCUCUGUGCACAUGGACGCGCAAACUUUUGGUGCAGUGUCUGGCUGCUGUCCUCUCUGAGGCAUGCGUUGCCCUAUACUCCAGCUUUUCUUUCUUUUUUAUCGCUAUAUUAAAGCCACAUUUUGAGUUUUCCUCAAAAUAAAAAAAAUAAAUAUAUAUAUAUAUAAAUAUAAGCUUUAGCAAGUCUCUCAGAUACAGUCUCAGAAAUGUGAGGCCCUUUCGAAUAUCUUUGUAGCCUCUUUAUCGGCGUUGGACUUUCACUCGAUCCGAAAAACGUGUAAAUACAUCAUGUUUCAAGUUUUUUGCCUUACUCAAUAAGCUUACAGUGAUUGCAACCUGCCUUUUUAGAUAUAUUCACUUUGAUAUGCAGAUCAUACUUUUUGUAAAUAGCCAAAAAGCUGUAAACUAUGUUGUAUCUUGUACAGUGUAAA